This is a messenger RNA of Zophobas morio, 1270 nucleotides long. It is a transcript of the gene Ctu2, whose product is annotated as cytoplasmic tRNA 2-thiolation protein 2. The record is from RefSeq and is a predicted model, not a curated record. Bases 58 to 1254 code for a protein of 398 amino acids. Gene Ontology annotation, molecular function: tRNA binding; sulfurtransferase activity. The transcript has 6 exons. Gene Ontology annotation, biological process: tRNA wobble position uridine thiolation. Gene Ontology annotation, cellular component: cytosol. Lineage: Eukaryota; Metazoa; Arthropoda; Insecta; Coleoptera; Tenebrionidae.
AAAGUUAACCUCAAAAACCAGUCUGCCACAUUUACAAUUAUUUUAAUUUUUAUCGAAAUGUGUAACGUUGGUGACGAUAAUUUCGAUGACUUGGAAAAUUCAAAGUAUAUGCCUGCUAAAGAAAAAAUUUCACCAUUUUCCAAAUGCAACAAAUGCAGAGAAGCAACACCCAUUGUAGUUUUGCGAUCGAAAGACAAAUAUUGCAAAGAAUGUUUUUUAUCUGGUACCGUUCAUAAAUUUAAAGCUUUAUUAGGGAAACACAAACUAAUUCGACCAAAUGAUCGAGUCUUGGUUGUACACAGGUGCGGUCAUGCAGGUACCGCACUGUUACAUUUUAUUAGAACAGGAUUGGACCUAGGAACGCACAAGAAGUUACGUUUUGAACCAGUUGUUUUAUUUGUGGAAGAUCAUUCACAUCUGUCUUUGAAGGAACGACAAGAAUUGCUCAAAAGGGUGGAACAUGAAAUCAAUUAUUUUAAAUUUACAAUGCAUUUAACUUCAUUAUCACAUUUAAUCAGAAAAGGUGUUAAUAGUGAAGUUUUAAAAAAUUGUGCAGAAAUUUUAGACCUUGAUGAUGAUAGUAAAAGUAUUAUAGAUAAUUUUGUAACAAAACAAACCAACACAACAAAUAAGACAGAUUUUCUUAACAUUGCAAGGCAUAAAUUCAUGGUUGAUAUUGCAAAGGAAUUAAAUUGUAAGUUUAUUUUUACACCAGAAAUAUCAAGUGAUGUUGCUUCACAGCUACUGACUGAUGUCUCUCUGGGCAGAGGAUCACAUAUUGCACUCAACACGGGUUUUUGUGAUUUUAGAGAUGAUACUGUAAAAAUUUUAAGACCUCUCAGACUUUUUGAUAUGAAGGAGUUGGGCUUUUAUAAUCAUUUAAACAGUUUGAAUCCUGUGACAUAUAGAAUAGUUAUAGAUAAUCCUUAUAAAUCCAUUCAACACUUAAUGAGAAAAUUUGUUAAUGAUUUGCAAGUAAACUACCCAGCUACUGUAACCACGAUUUUAAAAACUGGGGAUAAGUUAGCCCUUGGUAGUAACAAAAUACGGACGUGUGACCUUUGUAACGCUCCAUUUGAAGAAGAAAGUGCUGAUUUGAAUUCAGCAGAAUCUACCCAGUUUUCACACUGGGUGUCAACUCAGGCGCACAAUAGCUCGUUGACGUCACAAGAACGUUACAUUCAAACUAUAGAAGCAUUUAAUAAUCUCACUUGUGAUACCUAUUGUUUUCGUUGUCGGCAGUUGAUGAAAUAAAUGAGUUUCUUAAAAA